GGAAAGAGUAUAUGUCAAAUCUCUAUGGCCUUCCUGUUUGGCAACCUGUCAUCUAGGAAUGAUACGAUAGUUGUAGCGAUAUUGGACAGUUUAAUUUUAUCAAUUGUGCAGCACAAAUGCAAUCAAUGCCGUGCGAGAAACGAGGAUAAGUCCACUAUGUAAUACAUCGAGUUACGAUAUAAUUUUGAAUCCGUAUUUUGCGAUUAUAAACAUUAACCCACGCUUACGCUCCGUUUUAUCAGCAAGUCUUCCGUCAUGAAUGCUUAAGCAACAAUGUACUAGAGAUCCUGUAUAGCAAGGCCAUUAUUUCCAAAACCAUCUAACUAUAUCAUAAUCAAUAUGUAACAGAAGUGCACCAGGUAUAUCAGGAAAUGCUUUUGAUUGUUGGGUUCAGAAGUCUAAUAUGCAUGAUGAUUCCGCUAUAACAAAGAUGCAACACCAAUUCUGGGUGACAAAGCAGGCUUUGUCCCGAAAGUUGGGAAAAAAAGAAGAUGAAUGUAUAAUUGCUUCAGAUGCUGAAUUGGAUGCAAAACUAGAAUUGUUCCGUAGUAUCCAAGAAUCCUGUUCAUACUUACAGAGAGUUAUUGAUAAAUACCAAGAAAGAUUGUGCAAUUUAGCUCAGGAAGAAAAUGCUAUGGGACGUUUUUUGAAAGAUGCUGGCAAACAGGAUAAGACUCGUGCUGGCAAAAUGAUGUCAGCUGUUGGCAAAUCUUUAUCAUAUUCUGGUCAACAAAGACUUGCAUUGAGAGCACCUUUAGGUCGAUUAUAUCAAGAAGUGGAGACAUUUAGGCAGAGAGCUAUUGAAGAUACAUUACAAAAUGUGCAAGCAAUGGAAAAGGCUCGUACAGAAUAUAGAGCUGCUCUGUCAUGGAUGAAGAACAUUUCUCAAGAAUUAGAUCCAGAUACAUCCAAACAAUUGGAAAGAUUUAGAAAAGUUCAAACACGUGUUAGACAGGGCAAAACAGCUUUUGACAACCUGGCUCUUGAUUGUCUCCAAAAAGUUGACUUAUUAGCAGCAGCAAGGUGUAAUAUGUUCAGUCAUGCCUUAGUUUUAUACCAAACGACUCUUCUGAAUUUUACCAAAAAAUCUGCACAAGCUUAUUCUACAAUAGCAAGUAGCUUUAAAGGCUACCAGCACUAUGAUUUUACAGUCGUACGAGAACUAGCUGAAACUUCUAGUAAAUUGGCGCAAGAAACUGGCGGUGAUGACGAUCCAGAAGACAAGGACAAAUUACCAUUUUUCGACAUGGACUAUCAUGACGACAUUGAAGAGGCUCAAGAAGCUGCUGCAAAUUCAGAAAAUGCAUCAGAGAAAAAUAAGUAUGAUGAGAAACUCUUGGACAUAGAGAGCGAACCAAAAGAUAUAUUGAUAGGUUUAGAUACUAUCACAGAUUCAUCAAGGAACGGCAUUGUGCACAAUACUAAUGACGCAGAGAAUGAAAAAAGUCUUGAAGAAUUCUUUGGAAAUUUAAUCCUGGAAAAAGGUAUCUGCGAUAGCACUGGACAAUCGCUUAAGAAGAUUGAAGAAAACAAUCAUACUGAAUUCAAUAAAAGUUCUGAGGAACAAAAAUUGGCAAUGGAUAUAUUCGGAGAGUGCAAUACAAACUUCAGUCUGGGUGACUUAUCUUCCUUAUCGUCGGAGGCUCGACAACAGCAGCAAUCGUUAAAUCUAUUAGCCUCCGAAAGCGCAGCGCUUUUCGACGAAAUCCUAAACGAUAAGCAAUGCGCCAAUAACAGUGAUUGGGAAGGAAUGUCGAGUGAUACUUUUCUACCACCAAAUAUUUUGAAGCAGAGUCUAGGGGAUGCAGCACUAGGUAUGGGACAGAAGAACAGUACGACAACCAAUAACACGGAUGAUAAAAAAAAGAAUAAGACUGGAAAGCAAAAAGGUAACUCGUGGUUGGAUUUAUUCGCUGAAUUGGACCCAUUGGCCAAUAAUCCAAUGGAGAAUCUCUCUGGUGAUAGUAAUGCUUCUGCUUAAUACGUAUCGUAUUUUAAUGGUACAUUAUUCUCUCUGAUAAGAUCACUUGAUACUUAUAACAAAGAAAAUUAAUCAAGCUAUCAUUUAUCGACGAGUAUGAUGAUGAUACAGUGAGCAUUUAGUUCACAGCGUUUUCACUUCGUACAUUUAUAUCAGUAUUUAUUAGUAAGUUUUUAAAUUUAACAUUCCAAGAUUUAUUUUUAGUGAGGUUAUAAGAAUAAAAAAAUAUUCGAAUUGUAUGAUUUUUCAUAUAAGCUAGAUAUACUUAUCAAAGAUAUGUAAUGUUUGUUAAACAUUAUGCUAGUCAUGUAUUUUUUUCAAAUAUAUUACAAGAGAUCUUCAAGAUAAAUAAAUUUAUUAUGGAAUUCUAGUAAUUCUGACGGGCAUGUUUAAGGAUGUAUGGAAGUAUAUCAUGUGAGUGUA
Messenger RNA from Harpegnathos saltator (Jerdon's jumping ant), 2404 nucleotides. RefSeq names its product islet cell autoantigen 1-like protein (gene ICA69). Gene Ontology annotation, cellular component: Golgi apparatus. NCBI's taxonomy places the organism in Eukaryota, Metazoa, Arthropoda, Insecta, Hymenoptera, Formicidae. The transcript is spliced from 7 exons. Gene Ontology annotation, molecular function: protein domain specific binding. The record is from RefSeq and is a predicted model, not a curated record. Gene Ontology annotation, biological process: regulation of transport. The coding region runs from base 404 to 1981 and encodes 525 amino acids.